GGGCGGGUUGCGUGCUGGCGGCAAUCGCUCACAUUGGGCUGCUUGGAAGUAAAGGAAUUAUGCCCCAGAGCCAGAAAUUCCUGAUACAAGCACCACUUAUCGGGACUGCGGUAGGGUUAUACUUUGCACCCCGUUUCAGAAUACGCAACGUCACAGUCUGGGAUGACGAAGAAGAAGACUGA
Molecule: messenger RNA, 182 nt
Organism: Sphaeroforma arctica JP610
Lineage: Eukaryota; Ichthyosporea; Ichthyophonida
Exons: 2
Source: RefSeq, a predicted model, not a curated record